CAAACACACCCCAACACAUUCUCGACCCGCCGCAUAAUUUCAAACAAAACGAAAUUACGAUUUUCUCCUCGUAAAGGGGGUUCUAUUUUUGAAGUGCGAGCAAGGGCUCUUUCGUCACUUCAAAAUAAGAGAUAUUAUAUUAUUUUGAUUUAAAAAAAAUGAAAAUAUCAUUCUCUGCAUCCACCACACAAAUACUGCCGUCUCUACACAUUCCUCAGCUCAUCCGCCGCGCUCCGGCGAAGGAGAAGGUUGUGGUGGUGCUCGGCGUCACCGGCGCCGGGAAAUCGCGCCUCUCGAUCGACCUCGCCACUCGAUUCUCCGCGGAGAUCAUCAAUUCCGACAAAAUGCAGGUCUACCAAGGGCUCGAGAUCACCACCAACAAAAUCACCGACGAGGAGCGCCGCGGCGUGCCGCACCACCUCCUCGGCGUCGCCGAUCCGGAAUCCGACUUCACCGCCGCCGAUUUCCGCUCGAUGGCGUCGAUCUCGCUGCGGUCGAUCCACGGCCGCCGCCGGCUCCCGAUCGUCGUCGGCGGAUCGAACUCGUUCGUGGAGGCGCUCGUCGACUCCAGCUUCCGAUCGCGCUACGACUGCUGCUUCCUGUGGGUGGACGCCGCGAUGCCGGUGCUCCACUCGUUCGUCUCCGAUCGCGUCGAUCGGAUGGUGGAGAGAGGAAUGAUCGAUGAAAUUAGGGCUUUUUUCCGGCCGAACGCCGAUUAUUCGCGCGGGAUCCGCCGCGCGAUCGGCGUGCCCGAGCUCGACGAGUAUUUCCGGAUCGAAUCGGAGCGCGGCGGCGAGGAGGCUCGCGCUAGGGCUCUGGCGGCGGCGAUCGACGCGAUUAAGAUGAACACGAGCAGGCUCGCGUGCCGGCAGCUGGAGAAGAUCCGGCGGCUGAGGAACGCCAGAGACUGGGGGAUGCACCGCCUAGACGCAACGGAGGUGUUCAGGAAGCGCGGCGGCGAGGUGCAGGCGGCGUGGGAUAGCGUGGUGGCGGAGACGGCUGAAUUGAUAGUGAGUCGAUUCUGCUACGAUUCGGAGCCGGAGGUCUACGGCGGCGUGGUGGCGAUGAGGAGCGGCGCGCGGCCGAUGAUGGCAGCGACGGCGUCUUAAUUGGGCGGCAAAUGCGGUUAUGAAUUUUCUGGUGACAGUUUUGGGAAUAUUUACAAUUUUGUCCCGGCAUUAUAUACUUACCCGUAUAUCUGCAAUAAUGAGAAUUACUCAAUUACCCCCUGUAUUUCUGCCUACCGAAAUUAUCAAAUUAAUAAAAGUAAUUUCUACAUUAAUUAUUUUA
Salvia hispanica is the source of this 1290-nucleotide messenger RNA. The record is from RefSeq and is a predicted model, not a curated record. Lineage: Eukaryota; Viridiplantae; Streptophyta; Magnoliopsida; Lamiales; Lamiaceae.